Molecule: messenger RNA, 2524 nt
Organism: Ziziphus jujuba (common jujube)
Lineage: Eukaryota; Viridiplantae; Streptophyta; Magnoliopsida; Rosales; Rhamnaceae
Product: squamosa promoter-binding-like protein 6
Exons: 6
Coding region: 649-2193 (514 amino acids)
Cellular component (GO): nucleus
Molecular function (GO): DNA binding
Source: RefSeq, a predicted model, not a curated record
AAACCCCUCUCUCUCUGUCUCUGUCUCUCUCUCUCUCUCUCUGUCUCUCUUUCCUCUGUCUCUGUCUCUGUCUCUCACUCUCUUUCUCUAUCUCUCUCUCUGCCUUUCACUUUUCACUCUUGUACGCAAAAACCAUCCCUACCCAUCUCUCAUUCAGUCCCUGUUCUGCUAUCUUUUUCCGUUGUAUAUUCAGUUUGGUUCCCGAGAAACAGCAGGAAACAAAAACGAUUAUUGACAGCCAUUUUUCUUUUACCUGUAAUUUUCUCAGCAGCCAAAACCCAACUCGAGGUUUGAAGCUUGUUAUGUUUGUAUAUUAGUAUAGUGAUGGUGGUUUUGAAUGUUAUAAAAAUUUGAAAAAGCUUUGUUUGGUCGACGGGAAAACUAAGGGAAAAGCAGAACGGGGCGCGUUUUUAUUUUUUUAAAGUUCCUGCAUUUUGAGUCUGUGCAGUUUUUCCUUUUCCAUCUCUUUGGGAAUAAAAAGAAGCUGAAAAGUUAAGCCUUCAAUUGUCCUUUUUCUUCUCUCUUUUCUUCUGGUUUAUCUGCAGCCAAACGGAGCAUAAUAUUUCCAUCAUUGUUUCCUGGAAAGUGCUAAAUGCAUUAAUCAUUCAUCGCAUAGUCUCUGCAACUUGAAAUUCUGUUUUUCCACCAAUGGAAUCUUGGAAUCUUGCUUCAGAAGGGAAGAGCCUUUUGUUUUCUGAUGAAUUAGAUUGGUCGGAUGCAUUUCCAAGAAGUCGAAAAGCUUUAAUCCAAUGUGACAAUGGGCUUGUUUCAAGUAGAGAAUCAGUUGAGAGCAUGGAAUUAAUGGAAUUGGGUUUUUCUGAUAUGAUAAGAAGACCUUUUCAUGGUAGUCAAGGUUUGGAGAUAUUGUGUGGUGAUCAGGUUGGUAAUUGUUCUAGUAGUAGAGUUUCUUCUCCUACUUGUUUGAUUACUUCAAAUUCAUCUUUUGGUGAAGAAGAAUCUGGAUCAAAGCUUUCAAGUCCGUUCAUGGAAUCUAUCAGUCAGGAUUCAUCACUAAUUGAUUUGAAGUUGGGGAGAUUUGUUGAUUGCAAAAGUUCACAGAAUCAUGAACAUUCCAAAGAAAAACCCAAUUUAUCUUCUGUAAGGCCUUCCUUGCUGGCUAAGAGAUCCAGGACAAGGGGUUCAUACCCACAGACUCCCUUUUGCCAAGUUCAUGGUUGCAACAUGGAUCUUAGCUCCUCAAAGGACUACCACAAAAGGCAUAAAGUUUGUGAUGUUCACUCCAAGACUGCCAAAGUCAUUGUUAAUGGCAUUGAGCAGAGGUUUUGCCAGCAGUGUAGCAGGUUUCAUCUACUAGCUGAAUUUGAUGAUGGUAAGCGCAGUUGUCGUAGACGCCUAGCUGGUCAUAAUGAACGCCGAAGGAAGCCUCAAUUAGAUAGCCUGUCUGACAAAUCACACAAGUUGUUUCAGUCAUAUCAAGGCACCAGAUAUCUGGGUACUUUACCAAAGCGAACACCCUAUGUUUUUCCAGAUAUACUUCCAGGUGCCAUUCGAUAUCCGGGAAAAUAUGGACAAGCUAACCAGUAUGGAAAUGUCAGAUUAGAAGAUGAGCCACUUUACAGUCCUCAAUUCGCAUUGCCUACUACAAGUAGACAAUUGCAUUCUAAAUCCUUUAUCCAUCUGCAUGACAUUGGGAAGCAUCAUGCUUCUGGAAUUUCUACAUCACGAACUGAGGACUAUGAUUUUGAUACAGCAUCAACCGUUCAGAAAUCAUCUGUAUCUGGAACCUCAAACUCGACUUGUGCUCUCUCUCUUCUGUCAGCUCAAUCACAGAAUUUGUCCUGCCAUUCUGCAGAAAUUCCUACUGCUAGUCCCCUGAUUCAAGGUGCCCAUCAUGGCAUUUCUCAACUUACUGAUAAACCUUUGAGGCUGAGAUCUACGGAAAGAUAUGGAGCAAAUGGAUUCUAUUCAUGUGGAAUGAAUUCAAUGGGAGUAAAUCAGUUGGAGUCCAUAGUGCUUCCUGAAGCCAGUCAGGCUGUUGACUUUCAAGUUCAUGUGGAUAGGGCUUUUCAAGAGUCGGAUUGUUUGGAUGCCAAGUAUUGUCUGUCUCCUGAGCAUGGAUCGACAGUUGAUUUGCUUCAACUUUCAUCACAUCUUCAAAGAGUGGAGAGACAGAGAAACUUUGCACAAAUAAAGCAGGAAAAUGAGGAAUUCUGCUGUUUCCCAACCGCUUAAAGAAACAUUUAAGUGACAAGAGGUUAAGACAAGGCAGACUGUGGAUUUGCUUCAUCAGGUUUCUAACUAACGUUCAUUGUUGGAACUUGCAAUUGAUGAAGUUCUGAUAGAAACUUUUAGGUACCAUUUGUGGUUUAACUAGUUAAAUUACUUUUUUACAAUGGGUAAAUUAGAAAGGGCCAUUGGGAAAUUGCUUAUGUACACGGAUGUGUUAGUUUAUUAAUUGAAAGAGUUGUUUGAAAGUAUCUCCACUCCAAUCUCCAUGUAAAAGUGUUUUUAAUGCUAAUCCAGGAUAUUCCAGUUCUUUGAAUCAUAAAACUCACUCUUACCA